AGGCGGUCACUCAUUUCUGGUUCUAGCCCUCUCGGCUCUCUUCGUGGUCAACGAUUUUCGUCGGAAACCUAAUUCUGUCGUCUACAUUCGGUACAAAUCCCUAAUCACAAGCCAUUUCUAUCUUCCUCGUUAGAUUUUCUCAGGAAAACCCGAGUUUUGGCGGGAAAAUUGAUUUCAAUCUGGUGACGAUCGAUGUGCUUGUUUUUUGCACCGUGAGUGAGUGAUGGAACAGCACUUGCGAGGUUCUCAGUCGCCGAUCGACGUCUUCAAGUACCGCCGUCGUCAACUGUCGCCGCUCGCGCCCCUGCACAAUCUGAUCGCGCCGCAGCCGGGUGACGGCGUUUCGGUUGCCGGAAGCUGCGGCUCCAAGGGCCAGUUUGUGCAUGGUAAAGAAAAUCUGCAUCCAACUUCUUUCCCUGCCAAGAACAAAUCCGAGGCACAGAUGUGCAAGUCUACAACUAGCUCAGGAUUAUGCACACCCAGCCCAAAGUCCCACGUCGCCCAUCAGGUCAUGGCGUCAGCUGUUACAGAAGCAGCAGCAGCAGCGUUAACCUCAUCGCCAAAGCCAAAUAACACCAGCUGAAUCACAGGUUAUCUUGCCUCCAACUGAAUCACAGGUUAUUGAGGUUAUCUUGCCUCCAACUGAAUCACAGGUUAUCUUGCCUCCAACUGAAUUACCUUCAUCGAACGAAGAUGUGGAUGCAUCCAGCACUGCUGGGUUGAGUCUUGUCUAUGGUCCUACUACAAGAAGGAGAUUGCCACUGUUUACUGAAAUUUGCCCAGAGUAGUGAUUCUGAUGUGUAGUCUAGAGAACCUCGAUUUCAGACAAAAUAUAUACUGCACUGCAUAUUCGUCCUGUUAGAUUCGGGUUAUAACAUUACAUAAGACAAAAGGUAUAAUGUAAAUUCGUCAUGCUGCUCAUAUUCUAGUGUAUUGAUUGGGAUUAAAUUGAGGAAAACUCGUUGCCAACUAUACUUGUAGAGGUUUUGUUGAUGCUCUGUUAUGGUGUAUAAUAUCUGGAUGGUAUUGCAUUCGAUGGUGCUUGAAAAUUAAAAGGACAGUGGAUUUAUGGUGUAUAAAAUCUCUUUGUUGCAGUUUUUA
Rosa chinensis is the source of this 1101-nucleotide messenger RNA. RefSeq lists its product as uncharacterized. The transcript has 3 exons. The coding region runs from base 224 to 583 and encodes 119 amino acids. NCBI's taxonomy places the organism in Eukaryota, Viridiplantae, Streptophyta, Magnoliopsida, Rosales, Rosaceae. The record is from RefSeq and is a predicted model, not a curated record.